GAACGCUUGCAUAGCGGAUACAAGCAUUGGUUGAUCCAGAUCAAAAAAGUUUUCGAAAAUGGAUUUACUUGGAUCAAUUCUCGGUUCUAUGGAAAAACCUCCAUCUAUAAGCGAUGCUGAAAAGAAAAAGAUUAAAGCUCAGAAAGAAAUGUUAGAAAAACAGCAAGAUAGAGAAAGAAGAAAACUGCAGGAGUUUAGAGAACAGAUCCAGAAAAAAAUCAAUAACUUCAUAAAAGAUGGAACGCAGGAGAAAUUGAAGUUUGAGCCAAUGGACAAAACUCAAAGAGCUAUUGUUCAUGAAGUGGCUGAUAUAGCGAGUUUAACUUCCUUUUCAUUUGGCCUUGAGGAGCAGGAUAGAUAUGCAAUGAUAUGGAAAAAGGAGUUUGCACCAUCAGAUGAGGAGUUACUGGCAUACAGGAGAGACGAGGAGUGGGAUCCUGAGAAAGCCAAACAAAUUGCUCAAUUAAAGUAUGUCUUACAAGGAACUCAAAUUCACCCAUUUUGGAAGAAACUUUUAGAUCAGUUUUCAUUUCAGUCAUUUGGCAAGAUAUAA
This is a messenger RNA of Mercenaria mercenaria, 553 nucleotides long. Its product is annotated as sperm-associated antigen 7 homolog. Bases 59 to 553 code for a protein of 164 amino acids. Lineage: Eukaryota; Metazoa; Mollusca; Bivalvia; Venerida; Veneridae. The record is from RefSeq and is a predicted model, not a curated record. Gene Ontology annotation, molecular function: nucleic acid binding. The transcript is spliced from 6 exons.